AUGCUGAAAUCGAAGAGGAAAGAGCUGGGACUCUCUUGCAUGUUGAACACCGAGGUGGGGGCAGUUCUAGCCGUGAUACGGCGGCCGAUCGAUCCCACAUCUCAAUUCAUUUCACCCCAAGAAGAUUAUUUUGACUCUUCGCUCCAACAAUCCUUGAAAUCAUUAAGGGGUUUCAUCUUCAAUCCACAUCAAGAAUGGCGAACCAUUGAUCCUUGCAUUUAUCUCUCCCCUUUCCUUGACGUUGUUCAAAGCGAUGGUAUCCCAGCAGCUGCCACCGGAGUUGCUCUUUCAGCUAUUUUGAAGAUUCUUAAACUCGGUAUCUUCGAUGAGAAAACCCCAGGAGCCAAAGACGCUAUUAACAUCGUCGUUACAGGGAUCACCAGCUGCCGCUUGGAACAAACAGACCCUGUUUCAGAAGACGCUGUAAUGAUGAAAAUUUUACAGGUUUUAACAGCGACGAUGAGACACAAUGCUUCGGUUUUGCUCACCGAUCAGGCUGUUUGUACCAUCGUGAAUACAUGUUUUCAGGUCGUUCAACAAUCAGUAACCAGGGGAGAUCUGCUUCAACGCACGGCAAGGCAUACCAUGCACGAGUUGAUUCAGAUAAUCUUUUCGCGAUUGUCCGAUGUCGACGUUAACGAAGGGGAGAGCUCGGAAUCCGAGACCGACGACAUCGAUGAAAACUCGGGGUACGGAAUACGUUGCGCCGUCGAUAUUUUCCAGUUCUUAUGUUCUUUGUUGAAUGUAGUUGAAGUUGUGGACAAUACUGAAGGACCAAUUUGUCACACAGCCGAUGAAGAUGUUCAACUUUUCGCAUUGGUUUUGAUAAACUGUGCUAUAGAAUUAAGCGGUGAUGAAAUUGGGAAACACCCAAAGCUUUUGAGGAUGGUACAAGAUGAUUUAUUUCACCAUUUGAUCCAUUACGGGACUUGUUCAACCCCACUCGUUCUUUCCAUGAUUUGCAGCACCGUCUUGAAUAUCUAUCACUUUCUUCGCAGGUUCAUACGUCUUCAAUUAGAGGCUUUCUUUUCGUUUGUAUUGUUGAGAAUCGCCGCACCAGGAGUUUCUUUGCAACUCCAGGAAGUGGCAUUGGAAGCAAUUAUAAAUUUUUUCAGGCAACCGACGUUUGUAAUCGAAGCUUAUGUAAAUUACGAUUGUGAUCCGGUUUGCAGAAACAUUUUCGAAGAUGUAGGGAAGUUGCUAUGCAAGCAAGCCUUUCCAGGGAACGGUCCAACCUCGACAUUACAAGUCCAAGCUUUCGAAGGAUUGAUUAUUAUGAUUCAUAGCAUUUCUACAAACAUCGAUAAAGAAGAAGAUUCAACCCCAUCAGAUCCAUAUCCUAUUGAAAUUAAAGAAUACAGACCCUUUUGGGUAGAGAAACCCAAGGAUGAUUUAGAAACUUGGGUGGAAUAUAUACGUGUAAGGAAAGCUCAAAAAAGGAAGAUUUUGAUUGGUGCUAGUCAUUUCAGUCGAGAUGAAAAGAAAGGAUUGGAGUAUCUGAAACAUUGUCAAUUGGUUUCUGAUCCACCGAAUCCUAAAUCUUUUGCCUUUUUUUUCCGAUACACUCCGGGGCUGGAUAAGAACAUGAUCGGUGAUUAUCUGGGUGACCCUGAUGAACUUCACAUUCAAGUUCUUAAAGAAUUCACUGCAACUUUUGAAUUUCAUGGCAUGAUUCUCGAUUCUGCUUUACGAACUUAUCUUGAAACGUUCAGACUCCCCGGAGAGUCACAGAAGAUUCAGAGAAUACUCGAAGCUUUCUCGGAGAGAUUCUUUGAUCAACAAUCGUCGGAAAUAUUUGUGACGAAGGAUUCGGUGUUUAUUCUUUGUUAUUCUCUUAUUAUGCUUAAUACGGAUCAACAUAAUCCACAAGUGAAGAAGAAGAUGACGGAAGAUGAGUUUAUAAGGAACAAUAGAGCAAUUAAUGGUGGGCAAGAUCUUCCUAGAGAGUAUCUGUCUGAGCUUUUUCAUUCCAUUUCGAAUAAUGCGAUCACGCUUUUCGGUCAAUCUGGUCCGGUAGAGAUGAACCCGAGCCGAUGGAUCGAGUUGAUGAACCGAGCUAAACUAAUGCAACCGUAUAUCCUUUGUGAUUUCGAUCGUCGAUUGGGAAGAGAUAUGUUUGCCUGCGUUGCCGGCCCGACGAUUUCAGCUCUUUCAGCGUUCUUUGAACAUGCAGACGAAGAUGAAAUGCUACACGAAUGUAUUGAAGGUUUGAUCUCUUUAGCUAGGAUAGCUCAGUAUGGGCUGGCCGACACGCUCGACGAGCUUGUCGCGUCAUUUUGUAAAUUUACGACGCUUUUGAACCCGUAUGCAUCGGCCGAAGAAACCCUGUUUGCGUUCAGCAAUGAUAUGAAACCAAGAAUGGCUACACUUGCGCUUUUCACCAUAGCUAACAACUUUGGAAGGUCGCUUCGAGGCGGUUGGAGGAACAUCAUCGACUGCUUGUUGAAACUCAAACGGCUUAGACUACUUCCUCAAUCGGUCAUCGAAUUCGACGUCGCUUCGUCAUCAGAUGCACCAGAAGGUUCAAAAUCCGAAUCCGGAGUAAUAUUCCCCAAUCAUGAUUCUAAGUUCUCUAAAAACACUGCUGGUGUGGUUAGUCGAUUCUCACAUUUCCUAACACUAGAUAGCAUGGAAGAGUCCAUAUCUCUGGGAAUGAGCGAGUUCGAACAAAAUUUGAAGAUUAUAAGACAAUGCCAAAUCGGGAGUAUAUUUGGCAACAGCUUUCAGUUGCCCGUUGAAGCAUUGAUGAACCUUGGGCGUUCUUUGAUAUUUGCAGCAGCUGGUAAAGGCCAAAAGUUCAGUACACCCAUUGAAGAAGAAGAAACAGUUGGAUUCUGCUGGGAUUUGAUCAUUGCCAUCUCUUUAGCCAACCUUCACAGAUUCCCAGUUUUUUGGCCUUCUUACAGUGAUUAUUUACUUGCAGUUGCUCAAUUCCCUUUAUUUUCCCCUCUCCCAUUUGCAGAAAAAGGCAUUAUUGGCCUUUUCAAAGUCUGCCUCAAGCUUCUAGCUUCAUACCAAGCCGAUAAAACACCCGAGGAACUCAUUUUUAAGUCCAUAAAUUUGAUGUGGAAAUUAGAUAAAGAAAUCCUCGACACAUGUUGUGAGUACAUAACACAGUCAGUGAGCAAGAUUCUGACAGAAUACCCAGCAAAUUUGCAGACACAACUAGGAUGGAAAUCGGUUCUUCAUUUGCUUUCAAUCACUGGUCGACACCCAGAAACCUAUGAUCAAGCAGUGGAAGCUUUAAUCAUGUUAAUGUCCGAUGCCUUCCAUAUCUCAAAGAUAAACUAUGCUUACUGUAUCGAUUGUGCAUUUGGUUUCGUUGCUCUUAAAAACAGUCCUCUCGAGAAAAACUUGAAGAUCCUCGAUCUAAUGUCAGACUCAGUGAAGCUGUUAAUCCAAUGGUAUACAACCGCCUCUGAUCAAACCAACAAUUACAGCUUUUCAAGCAAUACCAGUGCUUCAUCAAGCGAUGAUAACCCCAAAGGCAUAGAAUCCGUCAACUUUAUAAUGAGUUUAUUUGUUAAACUAGGUGAAGCCUUAAGGAAAACCAGCUUAGCACGUCGAGAAGAGAUAAGAAACCAUGCAAUAUUGGCUCUUCGUAGAGGGUUUAAACUAGCUGAAGACCUGCAACUUUCUUCAUCAAGAUGUAUAAGCUGCUUUAAUCUUGUUAUAUUUGCUAUGGUGGAUGAUCAACAUGAAAAGAUGAUUGAAUAUUCUCGACGGGAAAACGCGGAGAGGGAAACGAGAAGCAUGGAGGGGACUUUAAAGCUGUCAAUGGAGCUGCUGACGGAUGUGUAUUUACAAUACUUGAAUCAGAUAAUGGAGAAUCCAGGGUUUAGGACGUUUUGGUUAGGGGUAUUGAGAAGGAUGGAUACGUGCAUGAAAGCUGAUUUGGGAGAAUAUGGGGAAACGAAAUUGCACGAAGUGGUUCCGGAGUUGUUGAGGAAGAUGAUAACGAAGAUGCAGGAAACUGGGAUUUUGGUACGUAAGGAAGAAGAUGAUCUAUGGGAUAUUACAUACAUUCAGAUACAGUGGAUUGCUCCUUCACUUAAAGAAGAGCUUUUUCCUGAUGAAAUAUAA
Gossypium raimondii (Peruvian cotton) is the source of this 4083-nucleotide messenger RNA. Its product is annotated as ARF guanine-nucleotide exchange factor GNL2. The transcript is spliced from 2 exons. The record is from RefSeq and is a predicted model, not a curated record. Gene Ontology annotation, molecular function: guanyl-nucleotide exchange factor activity. Gene Ontology annotation, biological process: regulation of ARF protein signal transduction. NCBI's taxonomy places the organism in Eukaryota, Viridiplantae, Streptophyta, Magnoliopsida, Malvales, Malvaceae. Bases 1 to 4083 code for a protein of 1360 amino acids.